Xyrauchen texanus (razorback sucker) is the source of this 2545-nucleotide messenger RNA. RefSeq names its product autophagy-related protein 13. Gene Ontology annotation, biological process: protein localization to phagophore assembly site; mitophagy; autophagosome assembly. The coding region runs from base 208 to 1818 and encodes 536 amino acids. Gene Ontology annotation, cellular component: Atg1/ULK1 kinase complex; cytosol; extrinsic component of membrane. Lineage: Eukaryota; Metazoa; Chordata; Actinopteri; Cypriniformes; Catostomidae. The record is from RefSeq and is a predicted model, not a curated record. The transcript is spliced from 18 exons.
CAAGCAAAAUAAACAAAAAUGGGGCGCUUGUCAGCGUGUGGCAUUUUGAAUAUGUGAUGUGAUUCUUUGAAAAUACAGGAUUAUUUAGUAUUUUAUCGUUUCCCACAAUCAGCCAUUGCUGUAUAGCACGGUUAACAUCAGAUUUGAAGUGUUACAAGCUGAAUCUCGACUCUGUGAUGAACAGUAAGUAAGCAAGCACGUGCGACAAUGGAUAGUGAUCUGAGCUCACAGGACAAGAAAGACUUGGACAAAUUCAUCAAAUUCUUUGCAUUGAAGGCAGUGCAAGUGAUAGUUCAAGCUCGACUUGGAGAAAAGAUCAGCACAUGCUCAUCUUCAUCACCAACAGGUUCAGACUGGUUUAAUCUGGCAAUAAAAGACAUCCCCGAGGUGACUCAUGAGGCAAAAAAAGCUCUUGCUGGACAGCUUCCUGGCCUCGGGCGGUCCAUGUGUGUGGAGAUCUCACUCAAAACCUCAGAGGGCGACUCCAUGGAGCUGGAAACAUGGUGUUUGGAAAUGAAUGAAAAGUGUGAUAAGGACAUUAAAGUGUCCUACACAGUUUAUAAUCGGCUGUCUCUGCUGCUCAAGUCUUUACUAGCCAUCACCAGGGUGACACCUGCUUACAAGCUUUCACGCAAACAAGGACAUGAUUAUGUCAUACUGUACAGGAUCUAUUUUGGGGAUGUCCAGCUGACAGGUCUUGGGGAAGGGUUCCAGACAGUGCGAGUGGGUAUUGUGGGUACACCCAUUGGCACCAUCACUCUGUCCUGUGCUUACCGCACUAAUCUGGCCCUCAUGUCUUCAAGGCAGUUUGAGAGGACAGGCCCCAUCAUGGGGAUCAUCAUUGAUCAUUUUGUGGAGCGUCCCUUCACUAAUAUGGCACACAUGCAUCCCUGCAGCUACAGAGCACCAGGAGAGGAUGAGGGAGGGCCAUAUGCAGGAAUAGACGACUCUCAGGAGGUGUGCACUACAUCCUUUUCCACCUCCCCACCAUCACAGUGUGUGUGCACUGUAAGUCAGGCACACUUUAAGACAGCUAAGCCGGCUCUGAUGGGCACGCUGAAGGUUCCCCUCAUGGGGCUUGGCAUCUCACAGCAACUGUACAGCUCUCGUCUGUCAUAUCAGACUCCUGCUCUAGGCACUGUGGAUUUGUGCCAUCCUACAGCUUAUACUGCUGCUGCACAUCCUCACCAGAUGGUCAUGCCAGGUAAAGAGGGUGGAGUCCCACAGGUGCCGGCUCAACCUAAUCACGGCACUGCUGCUGAGCAUGGUCGUAUCCAAUCAUGCCCCUCCGGUGAGUCCCCGCAACAGGCUCCGCCCGUGUCCCGCAGCAGUGAUGUGAAAAGUGUGUCACCCUCAGAUGCUGUAGAGACAACAUUCACCAGAAAAGUCGGAGCUUUCGUCAACAAAGCCACCACUCAGGUGACAACGGCCAGUCUGGAUCUCCCUUUUGCUGCGUUUGCUCCAAGAGCCUAUGACAUGGAGGAGCACGACCCAAUGGUGCACCCUCCGCCAUCACCAGCUCCCUUGUCCCCCCUGCAAGGCAGCCUGCACUCGGAUAGCUCGAGCUACAGUGGAGGACAACAACAUGACGACUUUGUCAUGAUUGACUUUAAGCCAGCCUUCUCCAAGGAUGACCUUCUGCCAAUGGACCUGGGCACUUUCUAUAAAGAGUUUCAAAACCCUCCUCAACUUGCGAGCCUGUCCAUUGAAGUCAGCUCUCAAUCUAUGGCUGAGGACUUGGACUCUCUUCCAGAGAAACUGGCCAUUUAUGAAAAGAAAAUGGAUGAGUUUGACGCAUUUGUGGACACUCUACAAUAGUUCAGAGAAAAGAUGGCAUCCUUCCCGUUUCCUCCCGGAAAGCAUCCUUCAUUCAAUGUUUUCAUUAACCAUGUUUUACAUGUCAGUUUUACCUUGUGAAAUGAGCUCUGAAGUGAACCAUUAUUUGGGGAAAAAGCCGAACAGGUAAAGUUGUGUGUUAAGGGACCGAGCAACAUGAAAAGCCCACGCUUGUAUUUAUUAAGAUAACAGAACUUUGUUAGUAAAGCUCACUGUAAUGAAUGUAUAAUUUUUAGUUAUACAAAAUGUUGUCAACGAAUCAACACAUCCAGCACACUGAAGUCACAUAAUACUUUGCAACAUUGAUGGGAGGAAAAACUUGCAAAAGCUUUACAAGAUGUCCAGUUUUUAUAGGCUUACACAUCAAUGAUACAAUAGUGAACAUUGACAAUAGGGAAUUGUGAGUCUGUGAUUGCUUAACUGCCUCUUGUACAUGCCAAAAGAAAAUACAUUGUAUCAUAAUUUGUAAUCUUUCUUUCAUUUGAGACUGUUUAUGAUCACAAUGUGUUGGGUCUUUAAUGGGUGAGAAAUGCUCUUCAUGUUUUUUUUAACGAUUCUACAUUAAAACCUUUAGGUUGGCAAUUCCUAUAGGAGCUGAACCUUCUUUAAUUGUUUUAAGUGUCUUCUUUUCCCCCUCAGUUUGUUAAUAUGGCAUGUAGAUGUUGUGUAAUAAACUGGUUCAUUUCAGACAGGACUAGAUUUAUUUUUU